Molecule: messenger RNA, 1435 nt
Organism: Thrips palmi
Lineage: Eukaryota; Metazoa; Arthropoda; Insecta; Thysanoptera; Thripidae
Exons: 6
Coding region: 140-1384 (414 amino acids)
Source: RefSeq, a predicted model, not a curated record
CCCCCUCCCAUUGCCCCGAGAAGGCGUCAGAGGCUGGUCGCGCGCGUAGUCAGUUCGCACUAGGUGCCGGGCCCCCGCAGGUAGCUGGUUGCAGGGACUCUUCUCAAGGUGCACUCGACGACGACCACGACCGCCCAAUAUGACGGAAACGGCCCUCCCGGUGCCGCACAUGCAGGCCCUGCUGGAGGACAUCGCCAAGCGGAAGGGCUUCCGGAAGCCGAGGUACGCGGUGUCCGCGGGCAGCCAGGCGGGUGACAACUACCUGGGCGUGCUCUACCGUGUGGUGGUGACUGAGGACGGCGAAGACGAGCCCGGCCUGCGCCUUAUCUUCAAAGCCAUGCCCCCAAGCGCCACCAGACGGAAGCAGAUGCGGCUGCCCGUCUGCUUUGACAGAGAGAUCUUCAUGUACCGCGAGGUACUGCCCGCCUUCGCUCGCUUCCUGGCCGACAAGGGCGUGGACGACGUGCACGAGCCCGGGCUCUUCCCCAACACGGCCAGGUUCCACGAGGCGUCCGCGAGCGGCGAGGACGGCCAGGACACCCUGGUGCUAGAGGACAUGCGGCCACUGGGCUUCACGAUGCACGACAGGCGCGUGGGCCUGGACGAGCAUCACGUCCGCCCCGUCUUCAAGGCGCUGGCCUUCCUGCACGCCACCAGCAUGGCCAUGGAGGCGCAGCGGCCGCAGGAGUUCGCCAAGCUCCGCGACCAAUUUACCGAGAACCUGUUAACGCCACAACACCCCGCCAUGGCGCAUCUCGGCAAAAUCCUGAGCCCUACGUACGAGUUCAUCAAGGACAAGCACCCGGCGGGCAGUGAGGUGCACGCCAAGGUCAAGGCCUUCAUCGACUCCAGCCUCAGCACCAUGGAACACCUGGUAUCCAAAACUGCGAAGGGCAGCGCAAUCUCGCACGGUGACAGCUGGACCAACAACAUCCUCUUCAAGUACAAGAAGCCUGGCGUCGUGGAGGACGUCUGCCUGCUGGACUUCCAGGUGGCGCGGUACGCCCCUCCGGUGCUCGACCUCGUGUAUCUCAUCUACUCGUGCACGGAACGGGAGUGGCGGCAGCAGCACCUCCAAGCCGUGCUCAAGGAGUACCACGACAAGCUCAGCGACACCCUACGUCGCCUGGGCAGCGACCCCGAAGAGCUUUACUCCUGGGAAACAUUUCAGGGGCAGCUGAAGGAGCGCGGCAAAUUCGGCAUGGGCAUGGCGCUCAUGACGGUUCCUGUAUUCCUGGCCGAGAAGGAUGAGAUCCCGGACUUGGACCAGCCUAUGGAAAGCAGCACGUCCUCUUCAAGAGGCUCCAGUUCCAAGAGCGCCGCAGAGCGCAACAGAAGGAUCUGUGAUGUCAUUGAGGACAUGGUGAAGCUUGGGUGGCUGUGAAUAAGACGGCGGAAAUUAUCAUUGAAUAAUUAAGGAAGCGUUUUGGUCUGA